Messenger RNA from Babesia bigemina, 207 nucleotides. RefSeq lists its product as hypothetical. The transcript has a single exon. Bases 1 to 207 code for a protein of 68 amino acids. Lineage: Eukaryota; Apicomplexa; Aconoidasida; Piroplasmida; Babesiidae. The record is from RefSeq and is a predicted model, not a curated record.
AUGGCAUCUGUUUUCAUCAGCACAUUAUCUCUAUACUUGACUGUAAUAAUCUAUGCUCUUUCUAAUGUGUCAGUAGCGGUAGGGUUACAAAAAUAUGGAAAGAAGGAUCUCGGAUCGGCAUUAUUCUUCAUCGGUUCAGUGUCGUUCUUUGUUGGUUCAUUGGCGUACGUAAUCGUUCCAUUUAUUACACCGCCAUCUGGCGCUUGA